Molecule: messenger RNA, 1008 nt
Organism: Pungitius pungitius (ninespine stickleback)
Lineage: Eukaryota; Metazoa; Chordata; Actinopteri; Perciformes; Gasterosteidae
Product: olfactory receptor 8G17-like
Exons: 1
Coding region: 31-1008 (325 amino acids)
Biological process (GO): detection of chemical stimulus involved in sensory perception of smell; G protein-coupled receptor signaling pathway
Cellular component (GO): membrane
Molecular function (GO): odorant binding; olfactory receptor activity; G protein-coupled receptor activity
Source: RefSeq, a predicted model, not a curated record
UCUGUAUAUCCAGGAAAAACAAUAUUCGCAAUGACUCCGGAGGAGAAAGCGGUUUCCAAUUUUAAUGACACAUUUGUUCGCCCGGCCAGAUUCUAUCUCAGUGGAUUUUCCAACGCCCCUCACAUAAAGUAUUACUAUGUCUUCCUCUGUUUCUCCUAUAUCAUAACUGUUCUUGGAAAUGGCUUCCUUCUGUCAAUCAUUUACCUUGUCAGGACUCUUCAUACUCCCAAAUACAUGAUUGUCUUCAACCUGGCUUUUACAGAUUUGUGUGGGAGCACGGCUCUCAUCCCAAAGCUUCUAGACACACUGGUGUUUGACAGGAGAUACAUUGCCUAUGAGGCUUGUUUGAGUCAAAUGUUCUUUGUCCUUUUCUUUGUAAGUAUUCAGUCAUGGACACUUGUCACAAUGGCAUACGACCGAUUCAUAGCCAUCUGCUUUCCUUUAAGAUACCACAGUAUUGUGACUAAACCAGUUAUUACUGCAAUGCUGCUGUUUUUGUGGGCUUUCUUUUUUAUUCUACUCUUAUUUAUUGUCAGGUCUAUUGAUCGCCUCUCCUUUUGUAGAUCUUCGGUGGUAAACGGCAUUUACUGUGAUCAUGCACCAGUAUUUCUUCUGGCCUGUAAUGACAUUUCUUUUAAUCACAUAAUGGCGUACGUUGCUUUUGUUCUAGUCCUCUGUAUUCCUUUAAUUAUAAUCGCACUCACAUAUGUUUGCAUUUCCGUAGCACUGUGCAGGAUUGUAACGAGAGAAGAAAGACUCAAAGCGUCCGGAACUUGUACUUCUCAUCUGAUUCUUGUGGCAAUUUUCUUCCUACCAAUUAUGGGCACCAAUGUAGCAUCGGUGACCUCCUACAUCCAUCCUAAUGCCAGAAUUAUAAACUCAUCUUUGACACACAUCAUACCAGCUCUGCUCAAUCCUAUUAUAUACUCUUUCAAAACAGAAGAAGUGAUGAUCUCUAUCAAGAAGAUUUGUAAAAGAAGUAGGAUUAACAACAUGACAAAAUGGUGA